AUGACCGACACAAAGAACAAGUACUCGGUCAUCCUGCCGACGUACAAUGAGCGCAAGAACCUCCCUAUCAUCUGCUGGUUACUCGAGCGAACAUUCCGCGAGAACAACCUAGAUUGGGAAAUCGUGAUCGUCGACGACGGCUCCCCGGACGGCACCCUCGAAGUCGCCAAACAGCUGCAAGCCCUCUGGGGCCCCGAACACAUCAACCUCAAGCCGCGGGCCGGCAAGCUAGGCCUGGGAACCGCAUACGUGCACGGGCUACAGUACGUCCGCGGCAACUAUGUCAUCAUCAUGGACGCGGACUUCAGCCACCACCCCAAGUUCAUCCCCGAGAUGAUUCGCAUCCAGAAGGCGACGGACGCAGACAUCGUCACGGGCACGCGGUAUGCGAGCCACGACGGCAUCAAGGGUGGGGUGUACGGCUGGGAUCUGUUCCGGAAGUUCACGUCGAGGACGGCGAACCUGAUUGCGGAUGUUAUGCUUAUGCCUGGUGUGAGUGAUCUGACGGGGAGCUUCCGGCUGUACAAGAAGAGUGUUCUGGAGAAGGUCAUCCACAGUACACAGAGCAAGGGGUAUAGUUUCCAGAUGGAGAUGAUGGUGCGGGCCAAGGCAAUGGGGUUCAAGGUUGCCGAGUGUCCGAUUACUUUUGUCGACCGGCUGUACGGGGAGAGUAAGUUGGGCGGGCACGAGAUUGUCGAGUAUCUCAAGGGUGUAUUGAAUCUGUGGUUGAAGGUUUGA
Molecule: messenger RNA, 738 nt
Organism: Aspergillus udagawae
Lineage: Eukaryota; Fungi; Ascomycota; Eurotiomycetes; Eurotiales; Aspergillaceae
Product: dolichyl-phosphate beta-D-mannosyltransferase
Exons: 2
Coding region: 1-738 (245 amino acids)
Biological process (GO): protein O-linked glycosylation via mannose; GPI anchor biosynthetic process
Cellular component (GO): endoplasmic reticulum membrane
Molecular function (GO): dolichyl-phosphate beta-D-mannosyltransferase activity
Source: RefSeq, a predicted model, not a curated record